CUUAGAAUUUAAUCUCCUCUGCUGUCUUAACAAUACCCAAUCUAAAUUCCCCUUGUUUUAAAAUCAUUAGGAUGGCUUCGUUCGAUACCUUCAUCUUGGCCUUCUUCAUGGCUCUCACAUUUUCGAGCAUGGAAGUGAGCCUUGCUGCUCGUCAUCUCCUUCAGCAGUUGCCACAACUGCAACUGCCUCCGUUGCCUACUCUGCCAACGGGGCUGUCACCAUUGCCAUCUAUUCCAACUCUUCCUCAGCUUACAAUUCCGACCAUCCCCACAAACCAACCAUCUCUGCCUCAGCCAACCAUUCCAACAGUCCCCACUAACCUACCAUCUCUGCCUCAGCCUUCCCUCCCCAAACCCGGCGCUCUGCCUCCGCUUCCCAACAUCCCCUUGUCCCUGCCUACCCUUCCAACAGUCACUCUGCCAGUGUUGCCCUCCGUCCCUUCUAUCCCUCUCCUCUCCCCACCACCAGCUAAUUAAAAUCCAUUUCUGAAGUUACAAUACUAGUUUUGAUUUGCAUUACAUUUUGCAUUACCUGUUUCCAAGCCGCGUCAUUACUACGGAUUUUACUUUUAUAGAUGUAUUUGUUCUUUGUCUACUGCAUGUUUGUUCGUAGAAUUGGAGGUGUGUAUGGUUUGGUGUAAUAUAUAUUUGAGAUAUAUACUUAUGGGGUUAUAUAUGUUACUGUUUGUAAUUGUUCUGUUCAGUAAAACUCUAUAAAUCAUCUCAAUUCUU
Molecule: messenger RNA, 731 nt
Organism: Rubroshorea leprosula
Lineage: Eukaryota; Viridiplantae; Streptophyta; Magnoliopsida; Malvales; Dipterocarpaceae
Source: the annotation of a GenBank genome assembly